AGCGAAAAUUUGCAGUGCGUGUGAAUUAUUAAAUAAUUUUAUUUCCCCUGCAAGAAAAUGCAGUUUAAAUGUUAAAAAGUGUUUGGAGGAGCGCUCUACCUAUGCGCAUGUGAAUUCAAUGGAUUUUAAUUACAGAAACUUGGAGAAUAUGUUGCCUCUCCUCGGUUCAAUUGCCGCUGGCAAUAAUAUUAAUAGUAAUCAAAACUUCAUUAAUCAACUUGCCGCGGCUAUAUCCACGGCGGUGGGUGCCGUAAAUGCCGGAACAACGUCUGGCAGCGCUAAUGCUGGCACCGUUUCGAAUACUCGCGAGCGUACACCUGAACCACCACCAGCUCCAAGAUUUCGGUCAAACUCACCAGUAAGAAUAAAACCGAACCGAGGCACUGCACCAAUGGAUAUUGAAAAUGAAUCGGAGGUUGAACCCCCAAACGUUAUAACUACACAAACUGCAACCACUUCAUUGCCCACGACGACUGAUGCAAACAUACCAGUGGAUAAGUUUACAAUAGGAGUGCAUAACACUAAUAUGUUUAUGAAUGGGUUUAUGCCAACAACAGCGACACAAGCAGGCGGCAUCAAUGCAGCACCAUAUAUGUUCUUUCCAACAAACCCAGCAGCAAAUCCAGCUUCCACUUCCGCUGCGGUUGCCGCUACUCAGGCGGCUAAUCAAAUGUUUAUGGAUCCUACAUCCAUGAUGGCAGCCAUGCAGCAAAUGCAACAAAAUUAUGCUGCUAACUUUGCCACUACGAUGCCAAACGCCGAAGCCGGACUUAAUGGACAAAUUGGUACCGGACCAGUCACUGGUAUGAAAGAUGUGAUAAAAACCAAGAAUUGCAUACUUUUUCCGCCUAAUCCAAAUGCGCCGCUACCAACCACACGUGAGCGUCCGCCUGGUUGCCGUACUGUCUUUGUAGGCGGGUUACCCGAAAACAUCACCGACGAGUUUAUACGAGAAAUAUUCGAAUCUUGUGGUGAAAUCGCCACAUUGCGUGCAUCCAAGAAGAACUUCUGUCACAUACGUUACCGUCAUGAAGCCUCCGUUGAUCGUGCCAUCUAUCUCUCUGGCUAUCGAAUACGCAUCUCCAACACCAAUGAACCGUCUAAUUUUGGACGAUUGCAUGUGGACUAUGCGCAGGCGCGUGAUGAUCUAUAUGAUUUUGAAUGCAAGCAACGUCAAUUGCAGCGGGAGCAACGCCAUCGCGAGCGUCUGUCGAUAGAUCGCAUGCGUUCCCAAUCACCGCCACCCAUACCGCAUUACAGUGAACAUGAAGCAUCGUUAGUAGCAGAACAUCUGCGAAGUAGUGAUACCUUUGUGAAGGCUGUACAAACUAUUGCCAUUUGGCUGGAACGUGGAGAUUGCACAAAACGUAAUGCCAAUAUAUUUUAUUCGAUGAUACAAAGCACACACGCGCAUGUGCGUCGAUUACAUACAGAUAAGCAGCAAUUGGAAGAUGAUUUGCGCAAGGCGCGUGAAAGCUAUCGCAAACAAAUGCUGACGAUGUCCACGCAAUUCACUCAGAUUGAAAAAGUGUUCAGUGCUGCUAGUCACAAGAAGGUUUGGGACCAUUUCACCAAAGCCCAAAGAAAAAACAUCGAUCAGUGGAAGAAGCUGGCAUUGGAACUACGCUCCGUGCAAAUUGAGGACGAUGAAAUGGAAAUGUCCGAUGAGGAUCGUAACUAUCAGGGUAGCAGCGCCAAGCGUACGCGUUACGAUGCGGAGAGUUUGAAGGAGGAGAACGACUCACUGCGCUGCCAGCUGGAAGCCUUGCGCGGCGAAAUGUCCCACGUCCGCACCGACAUCAAAUGCGACAAUGAUUAUCGUGAGAAACAGAUCAAAGUGUUGCAGGAAACGAUACGCAAUAUGCAAACCCAACUGUUGCAAACCAAAAUUCGCGAGCAAAAAGACUCAAAAACUAUCCAACAGCUCGAGCGUAAACUUAAGGAAUCUGGUGUUAAGCAGUUACUUCUAAAAACUAGAAUCAAAGAGAGCUCCAGCAGACGAAGGGAUCGUGAGACAUCGUCAGUUAACUCUGAAGCAAGCGAAAUAUUAAUCGAAGAGGCAGAAGAUGACGAUGAUGAUGAUGUGGAAGAGGUGAAAGUAAAUGAGCAAACGAGAAAUAAAACAGACUGUCAAAAUAGGGAGAGAGAGAAUACUGAAUACUCCUCGAGUGCGGUGGCUACAAAUUCAUCGCGAAAGCGUACAAAUCAUAUGCAAAUUAUUGAUAUUGAUGUCUAUAAGAGUGAUGACGAAGUAAAGAUAAUUGAAGAUCACACUGACGUUGUUGAAAUACAUGAAACUGAUGAAGAUGAGAGAAUGGCUAAAAGUAGCAAGGAAGAAAAGAAUAAUGAAGAAACGCAGAAAAAUGAGAAACAGACGCAAGAACGUUCCAAGGUGGAUGAUAGUGAAAAAACUGCGAAUUUAACUGAAGUAAAGCCAGGCAUGGUGCAAGUAGAAACAAAACUGCUGGAGGACUCAAAUGACAUUGAGCCUAAAUUCUUGCCAUUUGUGGAAGCUCAAAUUAUCGCACUAGUUGCAGCCUAUUUAAUAGUGCAACCUUUCGGUGUUAGCACCGAGUCAAUUAGUGUUUAUCUUCAACAAUCUAUGAAAACGUUAGACCUGAAGGUUCCAACUUUGGAACAAAUAUUAACAACAUAUACGAAUCUAUUCAAGAUGGAAAGCAACUCAACAGAUGGAGUCGCUGAUGGAACCAAAGUUCAGUGGAAAUUUUGCGGAUUUACAACAACUAGCGAUAGACCAGAGGAAAAAGAAACAGUUAACGUGCCCGAUAAAGAGUAGAAAGCAACAAAAUCGAAUGCAAAAAAGAUACACUCCCUACUCGCUAAUUACCAAAUUUGACACAUAUUUUUACUAAAAUGUAUCAAUAAGUAUCAAUUAAUCAAAUAUAAAACAACGAUUUUAAUCCUUACAUUUAAUAAUUGCGUAAAAGUUAGACGCAACUGAAAAAGUAAUUUUCGAAUGAAAAAAAAAAACGAUUUUAAAAAAUAAAAAUAAUAAUUUUGUUAUUUGAAGAAAAACGAAAAAUUUUAAUUCAAUGAUGAUGAAAAAUAACUGUAAGACUAGUUUAGUUUUAAUCAUGUAGAAAGGUAUGGGGAACCAAUAAAAACACCAAGAAUAUAAUUAAAUUUAAUA
Molecule: messenger RNA, 3151 nt
Organism: Anastrepha obliqua
Lineage: Eukaryota; Metazoa; Arthropoda; Insecta; Diptera; Tephritidae
Product: ecto-NOX disulfide-thiol exchanger 1
Exons: 7
Coding region: 119-2797 (892 amino acids)
Biological process (GO): ultradian rhythm
Cellular component (GO): plasma membrane; external side of plasma membrane
Molecular function (GO): protein-disulfide reductase activity; RNA binding
Source: RefSeq, a predicted model, not a curated record